UUUUUUGGUUUUCCUCUUUUAUGCAUUUACAUUUUACAGGGUAGGCUUCAUUGUUCAAAGCCUUCUCUCUCUCUUCUUUCUCUCACUAGGGUCGAUGGCGAAGAAGGACUCCUGUAUUCAGGCAAUUUAGCUCCACCCCAUUUCAAAAUGGGGCCUUUUGCGUCGGAGGAAAGGAGAAUUAGACAUCAAAACUUGAUCUUUUAGGGGAUUGCCGUCUGGGUGUUGCUGGAAAUUACAGAGGAAAUUCGACAUUUUGAUUGUUUUAUCAGAAGCCAGAGAACAUAACUGAAACCUUUGGGUUUUUUGAUAUCUGAAUGGAGGGAUUUAGGGCUUGAGAUGUUGGCAUUUUUUCUAUCUUUGCGUUUGCAACAUUUACAAAUCGAGAUUGGAAAUUUGGAGGGGAGUUUUAUGUCUGGCUCUGUUUUUUCUUCCCACUCCCAUAAUUGAGAAAAAUUUGCUUGAUUUACUGAAAUUGGAAUUCUUGGUUUGGAUCCAGAGAGAAAAACCCAUAGGAAAACCAGCUCGAAACUAAAGGAACCAAAUAGCGGAUUUUGGAUCUGGAGAAAACAUCUCAGGGGAAACCCAGCUCAAAACAAAAGAAACAAAUCCCCCCCAUAAGCAAAUUGAAUCAUACAGGGAGCAAAAUGUCUAAUUCAGCUCCAGCUCCUAGUUCCCCAUCAUCUGGUAAUUCAACCUCAACUGGUUCUCCUCCUCCAAGCCCUCCUCUUACCCAAGCCUCUUCACCCCCUCCUUCUCUCUCUCCAACACUCCCUUCUCCCCCCCUCCCUCCUCCCCCUCAAUCCAGCCAUAAUCCCCCUCCUCCUUCACCGAAUUCCGGCAACAACCCCCCAGAAAGCCCUCCCUCACCACCAGGUUCUGGCCAAAACCCGCCAGAAAGUCCCCCCACCCCACCCUCUCAAACACCACCAAAUUCUUCUCCUCCAACUAGUGACCCUCCCCUUACUUCCAACCCCUCACCGCCGCCAACGCCCAGUUCGCCUUUGCCUGGAUCCCCUCCAUCAAUUUCGAAUUCUCCACCUUCAGCCAAUCCCCCCCCUUCCUCUCUCUCUCCUCCCUCCUCUGUCCCUCCUCCACCUAAGAAAGAAUCACCUCCAACCCAUUCGAGCAAAUCACCUCCUCAUCCUGUUACUUCAUCGAGUCCUCCACCUUCUAAUAUUAUAUCUCCUCGUCCCCCUUCUGAUCGUUUGCCUCCUCCUGACUCCUCUUCGCCCCCUCAAAUUACGUCUCCGCCCCCUUCAGAAGGGACACCGAAAACAGACUCACCUCCGAAUUUAACCCCCCCCAUUGUGCCCCCCCCAAGUGGAGGUUCAAGCCCAGUUACACCAACACCUAGUUCCCCCGAUCGUUCUGUUCCUUCCAAUUCUACCUCUCCUCCAUCUCAAACAUCGACCAAAGCACCAUCCACUAGCCCCCCCUCCUCUUGGCAUGGUGUGACUGAAACAGGUUCAGGGUCCGGUGGUGGAAUUGGGAAGAAUGGGGCAGUGGGGAUAGCUGUUGCUGGAGUGGUUUUGAUAGGCUUGAUUGCGGUGCUGUUCAUGUUUACAAGGAAGAGGAAGAGGAGGGCUGAUGGUUUGGCUGAUCCCUACAGGCCUUCGCCUGGGAGUUUCUCCGUUAAAUCAGAUGGCUAUUACUAUAGGCAAGCACCUGCUGUAGGAAACUCUGCUUUCUCGGACUUAGGCUCUGCUAAGCGCCCUCCUUCACCUCCUCCAAUAGGAAAUGGCUAUGCAGGCUACAAUGGACAUGGGUUUCAACAAGGUGGACCUCCUGAACCAUCGGGCUUGGGUCAUUCCAAAUCUUGGUUCACUUAUGAAGAGCUAGUGGAGAUCACAAAUGGGUUUUCUCAAAAUAAUCUUCUUGGAGAAGGUGGUUUUGGGUGUGUUUAUAAGGGGCAUCUUCCUGAUGGGAGAGAAGUAGCGGUGAAACAACUCAAGGCUGGGGGUGGACAGGGAGAGAGAGAAUUUAGGGCUGAAGUUGAAAUCAUCAGUAGGGUUCACCACCGCCACCUGGUUUCUCUUGUGGGUUACUGUAUAGCUGAGCACCACAGGUUGCUUGUCUAUGAAUUUGUUCCAAACAAUACUCUUGAGUAUCAUCUGCAUGGAAGAGGACAACCUGUCAUGAGUUGGGGAAUAAGAGUCAAGAUAGCACUUGGUGCUGCUCGCGGAUUAGCAUAUCUACAUGAAGACUGCCAUCCCCGAAUCAUCCAUAGAGAUAUUAAGUCGGCAAACAUACUAUUGGAUAAUUCUUUUGAAGCUCAGGUUGCAGAUUUCGGGCUUGCAAAGUUAACCAAUGAUACUUACACUCAUGUAUCAACUCGUGUUAUGGGGACAUUUGGAUAUAUGGCACCGGAAUAUGCAUCCAGUGGCAAGUUGACUGACAGGUCCGAUGUCUUCUCUUUUGGGGUUGUGCUUUUGGAGCUUAUAACUGGUCGAAAACCUGUUGACACAUCUCAACCUCUUGGAGAUGAGAGUUUAGUAGAAUGGGCUCGACCGCUGCUGAGCCAGGCUAUUGACACUGGAAAUUUUGAAGAGUUGGCUGACCCCAGGCUUGAGCAAAACUUUGUGGGAAGUAAUAUGUUUCGCAUGAUUGAGGCCGCUGCUGCUUGUGUUCGCCAUUCGGCUCCAAAACGGCCUCGCAUGGCUCAGGUGGUUAGGGCACUAGAGAACGACUCAGACAUAUCGGACUUGACCAAUGGGGUGAAGCCUGGUCAGAGCACUGUGUUCAACUCCACCCAGUACUCUGUUGAUAUCAACAGAUUCCGUCGCAUGGCCUUUGGGAGCACAGACUACAGCUCAGACUUCCCCGAAGGGUAUAGUGGUGGACCCCACUCCUCGGGACAUAGCGGUGGUCCCUACUCUGGCACGCAUAGCGGAGGGUCCCACUCCCGAGAGGUUGGUGGGCCCCCCACCACGAGGACCAAUGCCUCGUUGAAACUAGAGGAUGCCUCAUCCCCUAUAGGUAGUGACUACCCAAGCAGCGGGGAGUCUGAGACCAGGGCCUUGAAUCACAAGAGGGACGAGAGGAGCUUUAGAACUACAAAUGCAAGGUGACACACUUGACUUGCCGGAAUUUGAGAUGCGCUAUUUGGCAGAAUCCGACACACAUGGGCUUGCAUGUAUCGAGCAUUGGGGUAUAGAGUAUUGGGUAUGGAAUGUGAAGCUCUUAGUGUCUGGCUUAUUGGGGUUGUAUCUGACCUCUCUGAUACAAAAAAGGUUGAGGUGUUGAAAAUUGAUGGAGCUGCUGGAAUCUUAUAUGCUUGUUUUCUGGUGGGUUUGUUGCCUGGAAUCUAACAACACGCUUCGGGUGAGAAGAAAGGGGGCCGAAAAGCAUGUAUUCAUUUGUUAAAUCAUUCCAUAUUUUUUGGUGUAAUUUUAUUUUUGUUCCAAUUGGUGAGGUGCAGUUUGUAAAGGAUGGGGUCCGGGAUUUGUGUGAUGGAGGGGUCUUUGUUCUCUUGGGGUUUUUGCUUCGUAAAAGCCAACAUAUUCAUGUGCAUUGUUGCUCUCAAUCUGUACCUUGAGAUUUUGGGAAGAAAAUCUUUUGACCUUUGCUUUA
Messenger RNA from Amborella trichopoda, 3570 nucleotides. The record is from RefSeq and is a predicted model, not a curated record. NCBI's taxonomy places the organism in Eukaryota, Viridiplantae, Streptophyta, Magnoliopsida, Amborellales, Amborellaceae.